Molecule: messenger RNA, 4407 nt
Organism: Closterium sp. NIES-67
Lineage: Eukaryota; Viridiplantae; Streptophyta; Zygnematophyceae; Desmidiales; Closteriaceae
Source: the annotation of a GenBank genome assembly
AUCACCAGCACAAAGACGGUGACCGUCUCAACAACCGAGCCGCACGAAGCUAACAGAGAAUAUGAUCCUCUCGUACAGCGGCGAGUCAGGCCAACGACUCUUUUGGAUUUCGGAUCGCGGCCGCUUUCCACCAGAAGUAUCUCGCCUCGCAUCGCCUCGCCUCCUGUACACACAGACAAUAGCACCAGCACAGUACAGAGUACUACUGGCGAGAGGGUAGGGUACAUGACGAACUUGGCUGGAGUAGGGUAAGGUAGGGGUGGAGCGAGGUCGGGCACCACAUGAUCCGUGUUUUGAGAGGUCCCAAAACAAGAUUGCUGUACCAUCCCUCGGCGUCCUCGCCUAAUCUCACGACAAUCCUCCUCUGGCCACUACGAGCGUCACGUUCAGAAAGUACAAGACUCCUGUACCGUCCAUCGGGCUAGAGGAAAAAAAUCUGGAUUCGCCGCUUCUCUCAGUCUUCCGUCUAGAUUCCGAAUUUGCCAUCGAUAAAAAUGAACUGGCGCCAUUAAUUUUAGACAGAAAUUGCUUCUGCGGGCCUCCUCUUGGUGUGCAUGGAACCGACCGACCGACCCACCCACCCACCAACCCCCGAGGGUCGUCCGCUGAAGCGAGCGGACGCCGAUGACGGUUGAAAUACAAUCUGUCAAGUACUAUCGUGUCGGCGCCACGUGAUUAGCACCAUCAUAGCUUAUCACCACUGUGGUGACCACCUGUAUCUCAAUCACGGAUAUCGUGUGACGUGCGCCUCCUCCUGCCUCCGCCACGUGUCACCUCCACGUCACUGACGUGACACAUGAGCGCACCGUCGCGUGGUCACCAGCUCAGAACGGUUCUGGGCUGAAAUCGUGGAAAGGUAGUGGGCCCGUCUCGACCUGGCCGAGAAAUCCAGCCGUCCACAUUUUGUGGUCUCCGACCAUGGCGAAGACCUCGAACGAGAGCGGUUCCUUAGCUCUCACGGUCCACGCGCUUGGAACGAGCAUCCCUGCUAGGGUUCCCGUGAGUGUUCCGGUGAGGGUUCCGUUUCCGAGUCUGCCGGCGAUCCCGAAUCCUACGAGCUACUAGUGGUAGUAGUACGUUUCCUUUAAUUAGUACUUCAAACCGCACCGUCGCCCCAUGUGUGCACUAACUGCCAGUGCCGGCCGUCUGCUCGUCCGACGGCUCAGAGCCAUUGAAUUCGACUCGGAGUCCGAGUCGAUCAUGGACGAUCCCAAUCCCCCUGUCACGAUCGCUAGGGUGUCGCAAACGCCUUCGUUAUGGUCGCAUUGCGACGCCCAUGCGACGCAAGCGAUGGCUCGGUCGUGGUCGUUUAGCGAUGUGGCCCAGGCGACCACGCAAACGGCGCCGCCCCCGCGGUCGCCGUGGUCGCGAUCGCGGUCAUUCAGCGACGUCAGGGCGGCGCAACUGGCGUCCUACGAAACGACCCCCCGGCGGUCGCCGCGGUCGGCGUGGUCGCGCUCGUUCAGCGACGCCCAGGCGACGCAAAAGACGGCCCCUCAGUCAUGGUCGUGGGCGCGGCCGUACGGCGACGCCCAGGCGACGCAGAUGGUGCGGUCGCGUUCGUUCAGCGACUUCCAGGCGACGGGAACGAAGCGGUCAUGGUCCUUAAGCGACGCCCAGGCGACAGGAACGAAGCAGUCAUGGCACCAAACCCAGCGGAGGUCGCCGCGGCCGCAACACGAGGGGCACGGGAGCAGCGAGCGACUCUCUGACUGGCUGGAAAACAGCCUUUUCUCCGCGAAGCACGGUGACAGUCAUGGCAGAGGCGCUGCUUCCCUUCCUUUCCUUCCUUCUGUUCCUGCCGCCCCUGCCGUCCCUGCGCCGCGGCACGAGAAGCAGCAGCGCGGGAGCAGCCGCACCGAGGGACUCUCGGACUGGCUGGAGAACAGCCUUUUCUCCGCGAAACACGGUGACAGCUGGGGCGUUUCUGCCGCUCCUGCCCCGCGGCACGAGCAGCAUGGCGGGAGCUGCGAGCGGCUCUCUGACUGGCUGGAAAACAGCCUUUUUCCCACGAACCGUGGCGUGGGCGUUUCUGCUGCUCCUGCUGUUUCUGCUGUUCCUGUCGUUCCUGCGCCGCGGCACGAGCAGCAGCAGCACGGGAGCAGUGAGCGGCUCUCUGACUGGCUGGAAAAGAGCCUUCUCCCCUCGAAACACGCCAGGGCCGCUCCUGCUGCUCCUGCUGCUCCUGCUGCUCCUCCCAUCCCUGCCGCUCUUGCCGUCCCCACCGUUCCAGCACCGCGCCGCCCGCCGCGUCACGGUUACAGCAGUGCUAUGAAUAGUAGGAGUCACCUUGUGACAGGGGCCAACACACGCCGGGGCGUUUCCCCAUCACCCCAUCCGCGUUAUAGUAGGACUCAGCGCAAUGGCCCAGUGGCAGCGGAAGAGGCAGAGGCUGCUGCUGCUGCUGCUGCUGCUGCUGCGCCAGGAGCUGCUGCUGCUGCUCCUGCUGCUGCUUUCGAGCGGAAGGGAGCUCUGAGUGCCAGUCCCAUCGCAUUCGGUACAAGUUGUGCUGUUCACCGGUUGCCAACUCCUGCCCCAAUCGGUUGCACUGAGCGUCGGCCCGCACCAAUCGAUUGCACUGAGCACCGGCCCGCCCCAAUUGGUUGCACUGAGCACCGGCCCGCCCCGAUUGGUUGCACUGAGCGCCGGUCGCUUUUGAGUCAACUCAAAACGCUCCUGGACGGCCCGGUGGCGGCGGUAGAGGCAGCAGAGGCCGCUGUUGCUACUGCUGCUGCUGCACCCGAGGGGAAGAGAACCCCGACUUCGAGACACAGUCCAAAUCCCCUCUCAAUCGGCUCCCCUGAGCAGCGCGGGGGAGAAACAGAACCUCGUGGGGAGAGGAAUGGAACCCCCGUUGCAGCCAUGGGUCGGAAUGGGCACCGGUUGCGCCAGGAGAGGAGUGCUGUUUCUGGGCAGUACAGUGCACCUCAGUGCAAUUUCAUCCCUCAGAAUCACGCUCUGUGGCACCAGCUGCAGCAGCUGCAGGCGAUGGGAGAUUUCGAGGCGUGUAAGGAGCCCUCUCUUUCCGAGAGGGAAGGAACCUCCGUUUCUCAGGAGCAGGCUUCGUGGGGCCAGUUGCAAGAGGUGCAGGAGGCGCAGGAGGUGCAGCAAGUGCCACAAGUGCCGCAAGUGCAGGAGUUCGCUGCUAACAGGAGGGAUGAGGCUCCUGGCUGUAAGAACCAGGGUCUGUGGGACAAGCUGCACGAAGUGCAGCUGUUGAUAGAGCUGCUCCAGCGGCACAAGUCGCAGGAGGUGCAGCAGUGGCAUGAGUCGCAGGAGCAGCCGGAGCAGCUGCAGAUGCUGUUUGAGCCGCACGGUCUGCAGCAGCGGCGUGCGUCGCAGGAGUCGCAGGAGCAACGGGAUCUGCAGAUGCUGCCUGAGCCGCAGGGUCUGCAGCAGUGGCGUGAGUCGCAUGAGUCGCAGGAGUCUCAGGAGCAGGGGGGUCUGCAGAUGCUAUCUGAGCCGCACAAGAUGGAAAUUUCUGAGGCGUCUCAGGAGUUUUCUUCCAGCAAGAAAGAAGAACCUUCCGUUUCUCAAAGCCAGGUUUCAUGGACCGACUUGCAGGAUCUGCAGAAUCAGCAAGAUCAGCAAGAUCUGCAGGAUCUGCAGGUGUUGUGUGAGCUGCAGGUGAUGGAAGACAUUGAGGCUUCAAAGGAGCUUACUUCGAGCAAGAGGAAUGAAACUCACUCUUCUCAAAGUCAGGCUUCGAGUGACCAGUUGCAGAACCCGCAGCAUCUGAAGCAGGUGCAGGAUCUGCAGAAUCUGGAUCUACAGGAUGUAGAGCAGCUGUUGGUUUUGCAGGAUCUGCAAGCGGCUCAGCAUCUCACAGACGGCAAGAGCCUCUGCGGCAAGGCUGCUGCAGGGGUAGAAGCUUCUGCAGAAGCUUCUACAGGAGAAAAUUCAAGUCCAGAGCUUGUUAUUGGGUUGGCGGAGGAUGGAUCCAUUGCUGUUGUGGCUAAAGGUGUGGAUAAGAGGAGACGGCUGGGGCAGACAGAGGAUGAGGCUCGCCUGGGGGCUGCAGGGCAUGAGGCUCACCCAGGGGCUGCAGGGAAUCAGAUGCUUAGUGCACCAGAAACAUCGGCGCCUGCAGAAGCAGCAGAGGGCGCAUGGCCACCAUAUGCGGAAGCUGCAGAGGGCUCAGGGCCACCAGCUGCAGAAUCGGCAACAGCAGCAUUGGCAGCAGCAGUGGUGGCGCCAGCACCUACCAGCAGGGUCGACAGGCUCAGCACGAGCUGCAGGAGCGGCAACACCACCAGCACGAGCAUGGUCGCCACAGGCUACAGGGGCGGCUGCCAGGGCGCCACUAUGGAGCUGGUUUAUCAGCAACACUACUUUGUUACAUGCAGUAGUGUAACUAUAUAACAUCAUAUCUAUGUUUCAGUGUAGCAAUGAAAUUAUACUCUCUAG